AUGACGGCGCGUGCUCCGUCUGACAAUGUGAUGAGCUGCCAGCUGCCGCCCAUCGAGCGCCGCAUCACCGAGGGGCGGCUGCCAGCGGGCACCUUCUGCAACCGCGGCUACGCCUUCCAGGUGUUCCGCCAGGCCGACCCCGAGUUUGUGGCUGUGUUGGAGGACAUCCGCUGGGCACGCAACACGCAGCGCGCGGUGCAGACGCUGGUGGACAAGUGCGCGCGGCCGCUGGUGGCCAAGAACGGCGUCGUGCCCACCAAGCUCUAUUCCCGCAACGCUGACGUGGACGCCGUCAACGCCAAGGAGCUCGCCAAACUGCCCGGGGCAGUGGCCACCUUCACUGGCACUGACGAUAUCCAGGUCAACCCCGAGCUGCCUAAAGACCUGCGCCAGGAGGCAGAGCAGCGGCUGUGGAGGGCGGAAUUUUGGAAAGACUGCCAGGCGGCCAAGACGAUUGACCUCAAGGUUGGGGGGCAAGGCUUUGCUCGUGGGGGUCGGGUGGGCUGA
This is a messenger RNA of Monoraphidium neglectum, 507 nucleotides long. RefSeq lists its product as hypothetical. Bases 1 to 507 code for a protein of 168 amino acids. Lineage: Eukaryota; Viridiplantae; Chlorophyta; Chlorophyceae; Sphaeropleales; Selenastraceae. The record is from RefSeq and is a predicted model, not a curated record. The transcript has 6 exons.